Messenger RNA from Linum trigynum, 3043 nucleotides. Lineage: Eukaryota; Viridiplantae; Streptophyta; Magnoliopsida; Malpighiales; Linaceae. The record is from the annotation of a GenBank genome assembly.
ACCAUACAAACAUAUGAACAGUACAAACUAGAGCGACAAAACAUACAAACAAAUUUACAAACAUUACAAAUGUAUGAACUGUACAAACAAUACAAACUAGACUGACAAACAAUACAAACCAUACAAAAAGAAAAAACAGUCGGGUUGACUUUGGAGGCUCCAGCCCUAUAUAGAUUAUAGAGGGGCUCCUUCCCAAAGUCAACCCGGGUGUUUUUUAGACAUACGAACAGUACAAACAUGGUGGACAAAAAUGACAAACUAGACCGACAAUCCAUACGAAUGGGAAAAAACACCCGGGUUGACUUUGGAGGCUCCAUCCCUAUAUAGAGAGGCUCCUUCCCAAAGUCAACCCGGGUGUUUUUUAGUCAUACAAACGGUACGAACAUGGUGGACAAAAAUGACAAACUAGACCGACAAUCCAUACGAACGGGAAAAAAACACCCGGGUUGACUUUGGAGGCUCCAUCUCUAUAUAGAGAAGUUCCAUCCAAAAGUCAACCAGGUUGUUUUUUAGACAUAAAAAAUAUUACAAACAUGGUUGACAAAAAUGAUAAACAUGGUGCACAAAAAUAACAAAGUUUACAAACAUUACAAAAUAACAAAGCGUACAAACAUUACAAAAUAUGUCAACAAACAUCACAAAAUUGGCACUGUCGCCGGAAAAUUGUUCUCCGUCCACGAUGGUCGCCGGAAAAAAAUUUUCCGACCAUAAAAUUUUCCGACCAGAAACUCUUUCUCUCUCUCUCUCUCCGCGCAAAAACAAAAGAGAAUGGCUGUGUGUGUCUGCGCAAAACAAAAACAAAAGGGAAUGAGGAUGAUAAUCCCACCCCAUCCAGGACGCCGAAAUCUAUAUCGCCGGAAUGAAAACCGACGAAAACCAGCAGCCGCCGGCGGUUGGUAGUAAGACGGGAAUUCAAGCGGCGAAAAAUCCCGCAAACAGUUUUUAUUUUUUUAAUAAUUGAUAAUUAAAUAAAUUUACAAUUACUAGAUUACCCUUCAUUAAAUGAGAUCAAUUACAACCCUUAGAUUUUAAUGAAGUUUAAUGGUUGAGAUUGCCUUAGCCAUGUGGCUAAGGGACCCCCUAGUCACCUGAUCUUGGCCCUUUUUUAGGGCUUUAAGAAAGGGUUAUUGACCAUGCAGAGACUUAUACUUUACUCUCUUUAGCAAAUUGGUCCUUCAACUUUCCAUUUUAACGAGCACACUCGUAGUUUAUAAAAAUAAAAAAAAAAGAGCACAAGUCCAUAUUUUUAUUGUAUUAAAGAAGCUGCUCUGUUGAUGAAAGAAAGAUUAAAGACAAAAGGUCUUAUCUUGUUUGUGGGGGCUUUUUCUCUCUCUCGUUUAGCGAGAGUAGCAUAGCGGCGGAACCCUAGGGUUUCCGAGGAAAAUUAGGUUUCCGAGCUCGAGAGAGACAAGGUUCUGGUUAGGAGGUCUGAUUAUAUCUAUAUUUAGGGAGUACAAAGGUUGUCAAACACAAUACCAAUACGAGAGGUGUGAGAUUUGGCGAGGCAAAAGGCUAUAGAGAUACAGAGUGUGGUUGCUAGGGUCUCUACGUUCGUACAAGUGUUGCUUUAAUGGAGGAGAGUAUUGAGAAAGGGGAUUCCUUGACGUCCCCUGUGGUGGAUACAGUUCCGCCUGGCUCAGAGGGGGAUUUACUUGAUCAGAUGGACAAGUUCAACAUCGAGGAUGAUGAUGAGGAACCACUGAUGGUGGAGGACUCUGACGUUGACGUUGUUAGGAUGGAAGCAUUCAGGCGGCUGGGGCUGUUUGGUAGAUUGGUCGCUGAAAAACAACCAAACAUAAAAUCACUGAAGAUAGCGUUAACAAAAGCAUGGAACACGAGGAAAAGCUUUCAAAUAACUGACCUGGGAGACAAGCUAUUUGCGUUCCAGUUCCUAGAUAUGGAUGAUAGGAACAAGGCAUGCUAUGGAGGGCCAUGGCAUUAUGAGAAUAAUAUUAUGGUUCUUGCCUCUAGCUUCUUGAUCAAGAAGCCGGUGCCUGAAGACCUGCAUAUGAUAGACCUGUGGGUUCAGAUUCAGGGUUUUCCAGCAGAGCUGAGAACUCAGAAGAUGGCAGAGAAAAUUGCAACAAGAUUCGGGACUCUAGUGUGGUUCGACAACAGUACAGGGACAAUGUGGGAUGACUAUCUCCGUAUCAGGAUUAAUCUAUCCAUUAAUAACCCUCUCAAGAAGAAACUGAAGUUAAAUAUUGGAGGAGAACUGGUGGAGUAUGUGGUCAAGUACGAAAAACUACCACUAUUCUGUCAUUCAUGUGGCAGGAUUGGGCAUGCUAAGCUCAAGUGUCCUAAACCAUCAGGGUUAGGGGGAGACCCUUUUGGGUUGGAUAUGAGAACUGGACCCCCUGGGCCUAGAAUUUGGAAGUCGACUAUGGCAAAGAAAGAAGAUGCAGAAAUUUGGGAAAUGUUGAAGAAGAAGUUUGAAAUAGAUAGUACAGGCUCUAAUUUUGACAGCGACGCACAGAGAGGAGAGCAAGCAGAGGAUAGCAAAAACAAAAAUACAUCGGGGAAGGAAGGAACAGUUAUGGAAGUGGAACAGACACCCCUCAUAACAGAAAGGGAGCCAUAUGACAAUGCAAACAAAGCGAAGGAGAAGAAGACUGAACAAGGCACUCAAUCAAAGGAAAAGAGGCAGGAGGAAAGUAAUGUGACAAUUGGAGCUUUGAAGAAAUUUACGAUGGGAAGUGAGGUAGAGCUUACUACAAAGAGGACCACUCCAAAUGUGUGGCGUAGACAAGAACAGAAGAAAGUGAGGCUGCCUGCAGGAAUACAGAUUACUCCACAGAAGAGGAGUAAAGAUCUGCAAGAAGGAGAAAUGGAAAUGGAGGUGGAUGAAAUAGUGAACCAUAAGAAGGCCAAAAUGUUAAACUUUACAGGGGAGCUGGACGGAACACAAAAUGGGUCUCAACAAAAGGUGGAUGGCGACAAGGCGGACUCUGUCGAGGAACAGAGCCGCCGAGCCCAAUGAAUGUAUUAAGUUAUAAUUGUCGAGGGUUGGGGAAUCCCUCGGCAAUUAAGAAGGUGAAGUCUU